CUCCCCAGGUGCCAGCAGAUGAGCUGCCAGCACAAAUGUGCCAUCACCAGGAACGGCACACGGUGCUACUGCGGGGACGGCUACGAAACGAGCGGGGACGGCAGGAGCUGCACAGAUGUAAAUGAAUGUGACACAUAUGGGAGCUGCAGCCAGACGUGUGUAAAUACAGAUGGAUCCUACACUUGCAGCUGUGUGGAGGGUUAUGUGCUUCAGCCCGAUAACAAGUCCUGCAAGGCCAAAAAUAAGCCUGCUGACAGACCUCCCCUCCUCCUGACUGCCAGCUCUGAAGCGAUCGAGGUCCUGUACCUGAAUGGCAGCAGGAUGUCAGCUCACAGCCCGGGGAAGGGAUCAGCGGUGCUGAGCCUGGACUACAGCGAGGACAGCCUGUGCUGGAUUGAAUCCCGGGAGCUCUCCAGCCAGCUCAGGUGCUCCAGGAUCUCCAGAGACAGCGCCUCACCCCAGGAGUGGGCAGUAAACACAGCCCAGUCCCUUCACAAUGUGCAGCAGAUAGCGAUGGACUGGAUGACGGGGAAUUUUUACUUUGUGGAUGACGUCAGUGACAGGAUCUUUGUGUGCAGCCAGGACGGGGCCGUGUGUGUGACCCUCAUCGAGCUGGACCUGAGCAACCCCAGGGCCAUUGCCGUGGAUCCAGCAGCAGGAAAGCUUUUCUUUACAGACUACGGGAAUGCUGCCAAGGUGGAGAGAUGUGACAUGGAUGGAAUGAACAGGACGUGGAUAGUAGACUCGAAAAUUGAACAGCCAACUGCUCUGGCACUAGACCUCAUCAAUAAAUAUGUGUACUGGCUCGACAUAUAUCUGGAGAGUUUGGAAGUUGUUGACUAUCAGGGGAGAAGGAGGCAAACAAUAACUAAAGGCAGACAAAUUAGGCAUCUUUGUGGUUUGGCAGUAUUUGAAAACUAUUUAUACACCAUUAAUUCAGACAACCUCAGCAUUUUACAAAUAAACAGAUACAAUGGCACUGAUGUUCAGGCUCUAGCUAGGCUGGACAAUGCCAAAGAGAUCCGUGUGUACCAGAGAAGAACUCAAGCAGCAGUCAGGAGCCACGCGUGCGACGCGGCCCCGCACGGGACGCCGGGGGGAUGCUCCCACCUCUGCCUGCUCAGCAGCAGCUACAAGGCACGGACCUGUCGCUGCAGGACCGGCUUCAUCCUGGGCAGCGACGGCAGGUCGUGCAAAAGACCAAAGAAUGAGUUGUUUCUUUUUUAUGGGAAGGGACGGCCAGGAAUAAUCCGGGGCAUGGACCUGAAUACCAAAGUGUCUGACGAGUACAUGAUCCCCAUAGAGAACCUGGUCAAUCCCCGUGCCCUGGACUUCCACGCUGAAACCAAUUACAUUUACUUUGCUGAUACCACCAGUUUCCUAAUUGGGCGGCAGAAAAUUGAUGGCACAGAGCGAGAGACGAUCCUCAAAGACGAUCUCGAUAAUGUGGAAGGCAUAGCAGUGGACUGGAUUGGAAAUAAUCUGUACUGGACCAAUGAUGGCCACAGGAAAACAAUCGCUGUUGCCAGACUGGAAAAAGCUGCCCAGAGUAGGAAAACUUUGUUGGAGGGAGACAUGUCCCACCCCAGAGGAAUUGUUGUUGAUCCUGUCAAUGGAUGGAUGUAUUGGACAGACUGGGAGGAAGAUGAAAUAGAUGCCAGCGUGGGGAGGAUUGAGAAGGCCUGGAUGGAUGGCUACAGCCGGCAGGUUUUUGUCACUUCAAAGAUGCUGUGGCCAAACGGUUUAACUCUGGACCACCGCGCCAACGUGCUCUACUGGUGUGACGCCUAUUAUGAUCACAUUGAAAGGAUCUAUUUGAAUGGCACUGACAGAAAGGUAGUCUACAAUGGCAAAGAUUUGAAUCAUCCUUUUGGACUGUCACAUCAUGGCAAUUACAUCUACUGGACAGAUUACAUGAACGGGUCGAUUUUCCAGUUGGAUCUGGUCACAAGGAAUGUGACACUGCUGAGAAGUGAGAGGCCACCUCUGUUUGGGCUCCAGAUUUAUGAUCCACGCAAACAGCAAGGUGAUAAUGCCUGUCGUGUUAAUAAUGGAGGCUGCAGCACUCUUUGUUUGGCCAUUCCUGGAGGCAGAGUUUGUGCCUGUGCUGAUAAUCAGCUUUUGGAGGAAAACAGUACAACCUGCAUGAUUAAAGAGGGAGAAGUGCUGCCCCAGCUGUGCAAGGCGGAGCAGUUCCAGUGCAGCAACAAGCGCUGCAUCCAGGAGCGCUGGCGCUGCGACGGCGACGACGACUGCCUGGACGGCAGUGAUGAGCACGCCGAGCUCUGCUUCAAUCACAGUUGCCCUGAUGAUCAGUUUAAGUGCCAAAAUAAUCGCUGCAUUCCCAAGAGGUGGCUUUGUGAUGGAGCUAAUGAUUGUGGAAAUAACGAAGACGAAUCAAAUAAAACUUGUGCAGCAAGAACUUGUCAGGUCAAUCAGUUUUCCUGUGGGAACGGACGGUGCAUCCCGACGUCGUGGCUGUGUGACAGGGAGGAUGACUGUGGAGAUGGCACUGAUGAAAUGACAUCCUGUGAAUUCCCAACAUGUGAGCCACUAACUCAGUUUAUCUGCAGAAAUGGGAGAUGCAUUAGCAGCAAAUGGCUCUGUGAUUCAGAUGACGACUGUGGGGACGGCAGUGAUGAGCUGGGCUGUGUUCACUCGUGCUCCUCUGAGCAGUUCCGGUGUGGCAAUGGCAGAUGCAUCCCUGGUCACUGGAUGUGUGAUGGUGACAACGACUGUGGAGAUUUCAGUGAUGAAACCAGAACAAACUGCACCAGGGAAGCCGCUCCCUCUGGUGGAAGGUGCGGCGGGAGGGAGUUCCAGUGCAGCCCCGAGGGGAGCUGCGUGCCGGAGCUGUGGCGCUGUGACGGGGAGAAGGACUGCGAGGACGGCAGCGACGAGCGCGGCUGCAACGGGACCCUGCGGGGCUGCGACCGCAGCACCAAGUUCUCCUGCAGGAGCACAGGGAGAUGCAUUAGCAAGGCGUGGCUUUGUGAUGGCGAUAUUGAUUGUGAGGAUCAGUCUGAUGAGGAUAAUUGCGAGGGCUAUUUGUGUGGACCACCAAAAUACCCUUGUGCUAAUGAUACCUCCAUCUGCCUACAGCCUGAGAAGCUCUGCAAUGGGAGAAGAGAUUGUCCUGAUGGAUCUGAUGAAGGCGAUCUUUGUGACGAAUGUUCACUUAACAAUGGUGGAUGUAGCCAUCAGUGCUCUGUGGUUCCUGGAGGAAGGAUUGUGUGCUCCUGCCCUGCAGGGUUCAAUCUCACUGCAGACAACAAAACUUGUGAGAUUAUGGAUUACUGCACCAAGCACCUCAAGUGUAGCCAAGUUUGUGAGCAGCAUAAAAACACUGUCAAGUGCUCGUGUUACGAAGGCUGGAAGCUCAGCAAGGAUGGAGAGAGUUGUGUUAGUACUGAUCCAUUUGAGGCUUUCAUAAUUUUUUCUAUUCGACACGAGAUCAGAAAAAUUGAUCUUCACAAGCGUGACUACAGCCUCUUGGUUCCUGGUUUGAGAAACACAAUCGCCCUGGAUUUUCAUUUCAAUCAGAGUUUACUGUACUGGACAGACGUGGUGGAGGACAAGAUUUACAGGGGCAAGCUCUCUGACACUGGAGGUGUUAGUGCCAUUGAGGUUGUGGUGCAACAUGGCCUGGCCACUCCUGAGGGUCUGACUGUGGAUUGGAUAGCAGGGAACAUUUACUGGAUCGACAGCAACCUGGACCAAAUUGAAGUGGCAAAACUCGAUGGCACUUUGAGGACAACAUUAAUAGCUGGAGCCAUGGAGCAUCCCAGGGCCAUUGCUUUGGAUCCCAGAUAUGGAAUUCUGUUUUGGACAGACUGGGACGCGAAUUUCCCUCGCAUCGAGUCCGCCUCCAUGAGCGGGGCGGGGAGGAAGAUCAUCUACAAGGACAUGGACACGGGGGCCUGGCCCAACGGGCUCACUGUGGACCACUUUGAGAAGAGAAUCGUGUGGACAGAUGCCAGAUCGGAUGCCAUUUAUUCUGCACUGUAUGAUGGAACCAGCAUGAUAGAGAUUAUCCGAGGUCACGAGUAUCUUUCCCACCCUUUUGCUGUUUCUUUGUAUGGGAGUGAAGUUUAUUGGACAGACUGGAGGACCAACACCCUCGCCAAAGCCAACAAAUGGACUGGCCAAAAUGUCAGUGUAAUACAAAAAACAAGUGCUCAGCCUUUUGAUCUCCAGAUUUACCAUCCGAGUCGUCAGCCACAAGCUCCCAACCCGUGUGCUGCCAACGAGGGCAAGGGCCCCUGCUCUCACAUGUGUCUGAUCAAUCAUAACAGGAGUGCUGCCUGUGCCUGCCCUCACCUGAUGAAACUGUCUUCAGACAAAAAAACGUGUUAUGAAAGAAAGAAGUUUCUUCUUUAUGCAAGGCGUUCAGAAAUCAGAGGGGUGGACAUAGAGAACCCAUAUUUCAACUUCAUCACAGCCUUCACUGUCCCUGACAUCGAUGAUGUGACAGUCAUAGAUUUUGAUGCUGUUGAGGAACGUUUAUACUGGACUGAUGUGAAAACACAGACCAUCAAACGUGCCUUCAUCAACGGGACUGGCUUAGAAACCAUCAUUGCAAGAGAUAUUCAGAGUAUCAGAGGUCUUGCAGUGGAUUGGAUAUCACGUAAUUUAUAUUGGAUUAGCUCAGAAUUUGAUGAAACACAAAUUAAUGUGGCACAUUUGGAUGGUUCCUUGAAAACCUCAAUCAUCCAUGGGAUUGAUAAACCCCAGUGUCUUGCAGUUCACCCAGUAAAAGGUAAGCUGUACUGGACGGAUGGCAACACAAUCAACAUGGCAAACAUGGAUGGCAGCAACAGCAAAAUUCUCUUUCAGAAUCAAAAGGAUCCUGUUGGUUUAUCAAUAGAUUAUGGGGAGAACAAGCUUUACUGGAUCAGUUCAGGAAAUGGAACCAUAAGUAGAUGCAAUUUGGAUGGUGGUAAUCUUGAAAUAAUCGAAUCAAUGAAAGAAGACUUAACAAAAGCCACAGCUUUAACCAUUAUGGAUAAAAAGCUUUGGUGGGCAGACCAGAACUUGGCUCAGAUUGGCACCUGCAAUAAAAAAGAUGGAAGAAACCCAACUGUCCUGCGAAACAAAACUGCAGGUGUUGUUCAUAUGAAAGUGUAUGAUAAAGCAGCACAGCAAGGCAGCAAUUCCUGCCAGUUAAACAACGGGGGAUGCUCCCAGCUUUGUCUGCCAACAUCAGAAACCACCAGGACCUGUGUGUGCACAGUGGGCUACAACCUCCAGAAGAACCGCAUGGCCUGCAAAGGUAUUGAAUCAUUUCUCAUGUACUCUGUUCAUGAGGGAAUCAGAGGAAUUCCUCUUGACCCAAAUGAUAAAAUGGAUGCUUUAAUGCCAAUAUCUGGGGCUUCGUUUGCUGUGGGCAUAGACUUCCAUGCAGGAAAUGACACAAUCUAUUGGACAGACAUGGGUUUCAACAAGAUCAGCAGAGCUAAGCGAGACCAGACCUGGAAAGAAGACAUUGUCACAAACGGUUUGGGGCGAGUUGAAGGCAUUGCAGUGGACUGGAUAGCAGGUAACAUUUACUGGACCGAUCACGGCUUCAACCUGAUCGAGGUGGCGCGGCUGAACGGCUCGUUCCGCUACGUGGUGAUCUCCCAGGGGCUGGACCAGCCCCGCUCUAUCGCGGUACACCCCGAGAAAGGGUAUUUGUUUUGGACAGAGUGGGGACAGACCCCUUGCAUAGGCAGAGCACACUUGGAUGGCUCUGAGAAGGUCGUCCUUGUGAGCCUGGGGAUCGCGUGGCCUAACGGGAUUUCCAUCGAUUACGAGGAAAAUAAAUUGUACUGGUGUGAUGCUCGUACGGACAAGAUAGAAAGAAUUGACCUUGAGAGUGGAGGGAAUCGGGAGAUUGUGCUGUCAGGGAGCAAUGUGGAUAUGUUUUCAGUUGCUGUGUUCGGAGCUUACAUCUACUGGUCUGACAGAGCACAUGCAAAUGGCUCUAUUAGAAGAGGCCACAAGAAUGAGGCCACGGAUGCUGUGACCAUGAGGACUGGCCUUGGGAUAAACCUGAAGGAAGUGAAAGUCUUUAAUAGAGCACGAGAGAAAGGUACCAACGUCUGUGCCAAGAACAACGGCGGGUGCCACCAGCUGUGCCUGUACCGCGGGAGCGCGCGCAGGGCCUGUGCCUGCGCUCACGGAUACCUGGCGGAGGAUGGAGUCAGCUGCCUCAGGCACGAGGGGUACCUGCUCUACUCGGGAAGGACCAUCCUGAAAAGCAUCCACCUGUCAGAUGAGACCAACCUGAAUUCUCCAGUGAGGCCCUACGAAAACCCGGAGUUCUUCAAGAACGUGAUAGCGCUGGCCUUCGACUACGGCCUGAAGGGGCGGGGCACCAACCGCAUCUUCUUCAGUGACGCCCACUACGGCAACAUCCAAGUUAUCAAAGACAACUGGGCUGGCAGGAAAGUGUUGAUCGAAAAUGUGGGGUCAGUGGAGGGCCUGGCUUACCACAGGGCCUGGGACACUCUGUACUGGACCAGCUCCACCACGUCCUCCAUCACCAGGCACACCGUGGACCAGCGGCGCCGCGGGGCCUUCAACCGCGAGGCCGUCAUCACCAUGGCGGAGGACGACCACCCGCACGUGCUGGCCCUGGACGAAUGCCAAAACCUAAUGUUUUGGACUAACUGGAAUGAGCAGCUCCCGAGCAUCAUGAGAUCCACCCUGUCAGGCAAAAAUGCCCAGGUUAUCAUUAGCACUGAUAUUCUGACACCAAAUGGACUCACCAUUGAUCACAGGGCGGAGAAACUUUACUUUUCAGAUGGCAGCUUGGGAAAAAUUGAGAGGUGUGAAUACGAUGGAUCGCAAAGAUAUGUCAUUGUCAAGUCUGGCCCAGGCACUUUCCUCAGCCUGGCUGUGUAUGACGAGUACAUCUUCUGGUCAGACGGGGUGAGGAGAGCCAUCCUGCGUUCCAGCAAGUACACGGGAGGAGACACCAAAGUCCUGCGCUCCGACAUCCCGCACCAGCCCAUGGGCAUCAUCGCUGUCGCCAACGACACCAACAGCUGUGAGUUAUCUCCCUGUGCACAAAUGAAUGGAGGCUGCCAUGAUUUGUGCCUUCUGACGCCUGAUGGACGAGUGAACUGCUCGUGCAGAGGGGACAGAGUCCUGAUAGAUGAUAACAGAUGUGUGAGUAAGAAUUCUACUUGCAACAUCUAUUCAGAGUUUGAAUGUGGGAACGGUGAAUGCAUUGAUUAUCAGCUGACUUGCGAUGGCAUUGUGCACUGUAAGGACAAGUCUGAUGAGAAACUUUUCUACUGUGAAAACAGAGGCUGCCGGAAGGGCUUCAAGCCGUGCUCCAACCGCCGCUGCGUUCCCAGCAACAAAGUCUGCGAUGGCGCCGACGACUGUGGGGACAACUCUGAUGAAUUGGACUGCAAAGAGGCAGCGUGCGCCUCCACAGAGUUCCGCUGCGCAGACGGCGCCUGCGUCGGGAGAUCGGCGCAGUGCAACCAGAUCAUCGACUGUGCAGACGCCUCGGAUGAGAAGAGCUGCAAUAAUACAAACUGUGCUUACUUCUAUAAACUUGGGAUAAAGUCUUCAGGGUUUAUCAGCUGUAAUUCGACUUCCCUCUGUAUACUGCCAGAGUGGAUUUGUGAUGGAUCUAAUGACUGCGGAGAUUAUACAGAUGAACUGAAAUGCCCAGUUCAAAACAAACCCACAUGUGAAGAAAAUUAUUUUGGUUGUCCUAGUGGAAGAUGUAUUCUGACCACCUGGCUUUGUGAUGGGCAGAAAGACUGUGAGGACGGAGUAGAUGAAUUGCACUGUGAUUCCUCCUGCUCGUGGAAUCAGUUUGCUUGCUCUGCAAACAAGUGCAUCUCCAAGCAGUGGACCUGCGACGGGGAGGAUGACUGUGGAGACGGCUUCGAUGAGAGCGAUGCCAUCUGUGGCUCAGUGACCUGUGCUGCAGACACCUUCAGCUGCCUGGGCUCCCAUGCCUGCGUGCCCCAGCACUGGCUCUGCGACGGCGAGCGCGACUGCCCCAACGGGAGCGACGAGCUGUCCACAGCGGGCUGCGCUCCCAACAACACUUGUGAUGAGAAUGCUUUCAUGUGCCAUAACAAAGUCUGCAUUCCCAAACAGUUUGUUUGUGACCACGAUGAUGACUGUGGAGAUGGAUCAGAUGAAUCCCUGGAAUGUGGGUACCGUCGCUGCCGCCCCGGGGAGUUCACCUGCGCCGAUGGACGGUGCCUGCUGAAUUCCCAGUGGCAGUGUGAUGGGGAUUUCGACUGCCCAGACCACUCUGAUGAAGCACCCAUCAACACCAAGUGCAAAAGUUCAGAGCAGUCAUGUAACAGCUCUUUUUUUAUGUGCAAAAAUGGCAAGUGCAUUCCUCAAAGCGAGGUUUGUGAUAACAAAGAAGAUUGCAGUGAUGGAUCUGAUGAGAAAAGCUGCCACAUUAAUGAAUGCCUCAGUAAGAAAAUCAGUGGCUGUUCCCAAGAUUGUCAGGACCUUCCUGUUGGAUACAAGUGCAAAUGCUGGCCUGGAUUCCUGCUGAAGGAUGAUGGCAAAACGUGUGUAGAUAUUGAUGAAUGCUCAUCUGGAUUUCCCUGUAGCCAGCAAUGCAUCAACACCUACGGAACCUACAAAUGCCUGUGUGCAGAGGGGUACGAAACACAGCCUGACAACCCAAACGGCUGCAAAUCCCUCUCAGAUGAGGAACCUUUCUUAAUUCUGGCUGAUCAUCAUGAAAUAAGAAAAAUUAGCACUGAUGGAUCCAACUACACUUUGUUGAAACAGGGGCUGAACAAUGUGAUUGCAAUAGACUUUGACUACAGAGAGGAGUUCAUUUAUUGGAUUGAUUCCAGCAGACCAAACGGCAGUCGCAUAAACAGGAUGUCUUUAAAUGGAAGUGACAUCAAGGUAAUUCACAAUACAGCUGUUCCCAAUGCCCUGGCUGUCGACUGGAUUGGGAAGAAUCUCUAUUGGUCUGAUACUGAAAAGAGAAUUAUUGAGGUGUCUAAACUCAAUGGCUUGUACCCAACUGUCCUUGUGAGCAAGAGAGUGAAGUUCCCCAGAGAUCUGGCCUUGGAUCCUCAAGCUGGGUUCCUGUACUGGAUCGAUUGCUGCGAGUCCCCUCACAUUGGCCGUGUGGGCAUGGACGGCUCCAGGCAAUCCGUGGUGGUGGAAUCCCAGAUAUCCAGACCCAUGGCUCUCACCAUUGACUACGUCAACCACAGGCUGUACUGGGCUGAUGAGAACCACAUCGAGUUUUCUGACAUGGAUGGGUCUCACAGGCAUAAAGUCCCUAACCAAGACAUCCCGGGGGUGAUCGCACUGACCUUGUUUGAGGACUACAUCUACUGGACAGACGGGAAAACCAAAUCCCUCAGCCGUGCCCACAAAACCUCAGGCUUGGGCAGGCUGUCCCUGAUUAACUCGUGGCACACCAUCACAGACAUCCAGGUGUAUCAUUCCUACAGGCAGCCUGAUGUGUCCAGGCACGUGUGCGCGCUGAACAACGGCGGCUGCAGCCACCUGUGCCUGCUGGCGCCCGGCACGCUGCACUCGUGCGCCUGCCCCACCAACUUCUACCUGGCCGCGGACAACAGGACCUGCCUGUCCAACUGCACCGCCAGCCAGUUCCGUUGCAAAACCGACAAGUGCAUCCCGUUCUGGUGGAAGUGUGACACGGUGGACGACUGCGGGGAUGGCUCCGACGAGCCCGCCGAGUGCCCUGAAUUCAGAUGUCAGCCAGGACGUUUCCAGUGUGGCACUGGGCUUUGUGCUCUCCCAGCCUUUAUCUGUGAUGGAGAGAACGACUGUGGGGACAAUUCUGAUGAACUGAACUGUGACACACACGUGUGUCUGUCAGGGCAAUUCAAGUGCACAAAGAACCAGAAGUGUAUCCCAAUAAACCUGAGAUGCAAUGGCCAGGAUGACUGUGGUGAUGAAGAGGAUGAACGAGACUGUCCUGAAAACAGUUGUUCUCCAGACCACUUCCAGUGCAAAACAACCAAGCACUGCAUUUCCAAGCUGUGGGUGUGUGAUGAAGACCCAGAUUGUGCAGAUGGGUCAGAUGAAGCAAACUGUGAUAAAAAAACUUGCGGACCUCACGAGUUCCAGUGCAAAAACAACAACUGCAUUCCAGACCACUGGAGAUGUGACAGCCAGAAUGAUUGUGGAGAUAAUUCUGAUGAAGAAAACUGUAAGCCUCAAACGUGCACUUUGAAAGACUUUCUUUGUGCAAAUGGAGACUGUGUUUCAGCAAGAUUCUGGUGUGAUGGAGACUAUGACUGUGCAGAUGGCUCAGAUGAGAGGUAUUGUGAAACAGGCUGUUCCAGGGAUCAGUUCCAGUGCUCCAACGGCCAGUGCAUCUCAGCAAAAUGGAAAUGUGACGGUCACGAGGACUGCAAGCUUGGGGAUGAUGAGAAAAACUGUGAACCAGCCUCUCCAACCUGCUCUUCAAGCGAGUACGUGUGUGCCAGUGGAGGCUGCGUUUCGGCGUCCCUCAAGUGCAACGGGGCCUUGGACUGUGCCGACGGAUCUGACGAGAUGGAUUGUGUCACAGAAUGCAGAGAGGAUCAGUUUCGGUGCAGGAACAAGGCCUACUGUGUCCCUGUGCGGUGGCUCUGCGACGGCAUCCACGACUGUGUGGAUGGCAGCGACGAGGAGAACUGCGACCAAGGGGGAAAUAUAUGUAGAGCUGAUGAAUUUUUGUGCAACAAUUCCCUCUGCAAGCUACAUUUUUGGGUUUGUGAUGGUGAGGAUGACUGUGGCGACAACUCCGAUGAAGUUGCUGAAAUGUGUGUGAAGUUCCCCUGCCCUCCAACGAGGCCGUACAGAUGCAGAAACAACAGGGUUUGUCUGCGGCCCGAGCAGAUCUGCAACGAGGUCGACGACUGCGGCGAUAACUCGGAUGAAGACCACUGCGAUAAAAUCACGUACAAAGCCAGGCCGUGUAAAAAGGAUGAGUUUGCCUGCAGUGACAAGAAAUGCAUUCCCAUGGAGCUGCAGUGUGACUGGUUCGAUGACUGUGGGGAUGGCUCAGAUGAGCAGGACUGCAAAAUAAGUGUCGCUGAAUAUACGUGUGAAGAUAAUGUGAAUCCUUGUGGAGAUGAUGCAUUCUGUAAUCAAACAAAAUCCUCCCUUUUGUGUCAGUGUAAACCUGGAUUUCAGAGAAACAGGAGGAAUAGACAGUGUGAAGAUAUCAAUGAGUGCAUUGUAUUUGGUACCUGCUCCCAACACUGCCAUAAUUUAAAGGGCUCUUACAGCUGUGCCUGUGAGAAAAAUUAUAAGGAGAGGAAUAACAGUUGCAUAGCAAAAGGCUCUGAAGAUCAAGUUCUCUAUGUUGCUAAUGACACUGACAUCCUGGGUUUUGCAUAUCCAUUCAACUACAGUGAUGCUCAUCAGCAAAUAUCACAUAUUGAACACAAUUCAAGGAUAACUGGAAUGGAUGCCUAUUUUCAAGGGGAUAUGAUUGUUUGGAGCACUCAGUUUAAUCCUGGAGGGAUUUUUUACAGAAAACUUCACGACAGAGAGAGAAGGCAGAGUAACAGUGGCUUGAUAUGUCCAGAGUUCAAAAGGCCCAGGGGCAUUGCUGUGGACUGGGUGGCUGGGAACGUUUACUGGACCGAUCACUCACGGAUGCACUGGUUCAGCUACUACACAACGCACUGGACCAGCCUGAGGUACUCCAUCAACGUGGGGCAGCUGAGGGGCCCCAACUGCACCAGGCUCCUCACCAGCAUUGCAGGAGAGCCAUAUGCAAUUGCUGUGAACCCUAAAAAGGGGAUGAUGUACUGGACAGUGAUUGGGGAUCGGUCUCACAUCGAGGAGUCAUCCAUGGAUGGUACUCUGAGAAGGAUUCUGGUUCAAAAGAACCUGCAAAGACCUACAGGUCUCGUAGUUGAUCAGUUCAGCCAGCGCCUGUUCUGGGCUGAUUUUGAGUUGUCUGUGAUUGGCAGUGUUCUUUUUGAUGGGUCUGACUCAGUUGUGUCUGUGAGCACUAAACAAGGUUUACUGCAUCCACAUAGAAUUGACAUUUUUGAGGAUUACAUUUAUGGAGCAGGCCCUAAGAAUGGUGCAUUCAGAGUGCACAAAUUUGGCAAGAGCCUUGUAGAGUAUCUGAGUGUGGAUGUUGAUAAAGCAAAAAGUGCCUUGAUUUUUCACCGCUACAAACAAAUGGACUUGCCUAAUCCCUGCUUGGACCUGACGUGUGAAUUCAUUUGUUUACUCAACCCUUCUGGUGCAACAUGUGCUUGUCCAGAGGGAAAGUCAUUGAUGAAUGGAACAUGCAUCGAUCAGAGCCUCCUAGAUGACAGCUGUAAAUUGACCUGUGAGAACGGAGGGAAGUGCAUCAUAAAUGAGAAGGGGGAUCCUCGGUGCCACUGCUGGCCAAGCUACUCUGGUGAAAGGUGUGAAACCAACCACUGCCACAACUACUGCCAGAACGGAGGCACCUGUGGGGCCUCUCUCCUUGGCCGGCCGACGUGCAGCUGCGCCCUGGGCUUCACGGGGCCGCGCUGCAACCAGACCGUGUGCGAGCGCUUCUGCCAAAACGGGGGCACGUGCAGCGUCAGCGCCGGCAACCAGCCCGUGUGCGCCUGCCUGCCCGAGUACACCGGGGACAGGUGCCAGUACUACGUGUGCCACCACUACUGCGUGAACUCGGAGUCGUGCACGCUCUCGGCGGACGGCAGCGUGCAGUGCGUGUGCCCGCCGCGCUUCGAGGGCCCCAAGUGUGAGCUGGACAAGUGCAGCCGCUGCCACGGGGGGCACUGCGUGGUCAGCAAGGACAGCAGCGACGUGGUGUGCAAUUGCACUAAUGGAAAGAUUGCCUCUACCUGUCAGCUGUGUGAUGGCUACUGCUACAAUGGUGGCACCUGUCAGCUGGACCCAGAGACAAAUGUACCUGUCUGUCUAUGUUCAGCCAACUGGUCAGGCACGCAGUGUGAGAGGCCAGCCCCCAAAAGCAGCAAGUCUGACAACAUCAGUACCAGAAGCAUAGCAAUCAUUGUUCCUCUUGUUCUGCUGGUGACUUUGAUCACUACUCUUGUAAUUGGACUAUUUCUUUGCAAAAGGAAACGAAGGACAAAAACUAUCAGAAGACAACCCAUGAUAAAUGGAGGAAUCAAUGUGGAAAUUGGCAAUCCAUCAUAUAACAUGUAUGAGGUGGGCCAUGACCACAGUGAAGGUGGUCUUUUAGCCUCAGAUUUUACUCUAAAUGCAGAAAAGCCAACAAAUUACGCCAAUCCAGUAUAUGCAAAGUUAUACGUGGAUGGACAAAACUGUCGAAACUCCUUAGCAAGUGUUGAUGAAAGAAGAGAACUUCUUCCAAAGAAAAUAGAUAUUGGGAUAAGGGAGACUGUGGCAUAAUCUGCUGUUACCUUUUAUACUCUGUAUAAAUGUAUAAAAUAUAAGGAUUACUUUUCUAUGUACCAACAGUAUUAUAAUUGUUUUGGCAUCAGCAUUACCUCUGUUUUUUGUUUUGUUGAUUGUUUUCUGAGUUUUUCUUUUGCUGAUGACUUUUGACUGACCAUUUGUAAGGUAUUUUUAUGAAAAAGAAACUGCACUACGGUACAAUUUACAACAAUGCUGCUGAAAUAACACACCUUUAAAUUUGUUAAAAUGGCAAACAACAUAUUCGUUUGUAGCGUGAAAAUGAGCAAUCUAUUUUCUAUGAACUUUUUUGGUUCUACUUAAUCGAUGAAGAUGGUAUCUGCACUUUUUCAUUAUGUAGUCUGGAAGCUGUAGUACAGUGUGUAAUUUUGUUUAUUUUAAAUGGUGAAAGAAUGAUUGAAUGGUCUACUCUCUUCUUUGUGCCCAUUAGAACUUCUCUUCAGAUCCUGAUGAAGCUAGAUUAACUUUUCACAAACAGACAUAACUUGCUUUUAAAUUAGCUUUAGGUUGCCAAGAAGUAAGCAAGACUAUAGAAGCGAAACAUCUAAUGAUCUGCAUGAACACAAUGAUUAUGUUUCAGAAAUUCAGUGACUGUACAUGAUAUACUAAACAUAUAUACCAUGUAAACAAGCUUUGUAUUUAUUAAAACCUUAUAGAACAUAGUAACGCUAUAUCUUGGAAGCUGAAACCUUACUUGCUGUGGGACAAAGCAUACCAACUCCAGCAGUCCUGUAGGACAGUAGCCACCCUAGAGCACAAGAGGGCAUUGCCUACACAUGCUGUACAUGUUAAUUCACCUAAUCACAGGCAGUUCUGAUGGAUUAAUGACUCCCCAACACACACCCAGCAGUAGGGAAAAAGCCAGACCCCAAACCUUAAGCACACUCAGAUGAUCACAGCAUUCGGGUUUGACUAUCACAAAAAAACCCCUCACACCUUUUUAGUGACAAUAAAGGAUUCAAAAGACAGCAGUUUCUUUAAAUUAAGAUAAACUGUGGUGGAGGUAAAAGGAACCAAGCUGCAUAUUAGUGAGAGCUUAGCAAAGCCCAAGUUUCUGUAGUCCGGGUUCAAUAUCAAAGUCCAAGUAUCAAGAGUGAAAAGCAUCAGUAUCAGUUUCCAGCACUUCUCUGUCCUGGCCUGUUUUCUGUUGUUGCUAAGAGGCAAAAUCCGACUCACCUUUUUUAAUUUUGAUGGAAAUAAAGGAUACUAUUACUUUCAGGUUUGAACUGAAUCAAAAUAUUUUAUACAUAACUUUAAAGGCACAAAAGACGUGUUCACACACAUCCUGUGGAGGACUCUUCCUUCCUCUGCUAGACAUGACUGACUUUUAGCUAUCAUAAUAUAUUAACCUAACAGAUUAAAUAUGUUUGUGGUUGCUCUUUAUUCCCUUUGUACAAGCAUUACAAAAAUAACUGCUGUUUUAUAAGAGAUUUUUGUUGUACUAUUGUGCAUGCAUACUACCUAUUUCUAAACUUUGCCAUAUUGGGGCCUUUAUAAAACUCUUGAUUUAUGUAAUACUAGUGCAAUUUUGCUUGAACAAUGUUAUGCAUAUCAUAAACUUUUUCAGGUUCUUGUUUAAGUACAUUUUUUUAAAUUGAACAGUAUUUUUCAUUUUGGUUAUAAUAGCCAUUUUGCCUAUGUUUCUACAAUGAAGUGUUAAAUACUUUAUAAAAAAAAAUUGUUGACUGAUUUAUUUAAAUGAAAAUCUACAUACUUAAUUCAGUGUGUUGACUAAUUUUUAAAUUUAACUUACAAAAUGAAAGCCAGAGAAAGGUCAAAUUGAAGCGAAAGAACAUUACUUUGUACAAAUGGCUAAAUCCCUUUUCUUAAUGAAAUUUUUUUGCUUUUUAUACAAAUUCUAUUUGAAUGUUUUUGCAGCCCUGCACGUGUUUGGAUGACUUAGGUGUAUAGCUGUAUAUUAAUGUCAAUAGAAUUUCAAAGCUAUUAUUUUUUCUAUAAAAAUACUGUAUUAAAUAGUUUCCUACCACACAGCUACGAUUCCACAGGUUCUGCCUUUGUUCUGCUGACAUCAUCAGAGAUGGAUUAGAGAUGGAUUAGGCCAUCUUUUUUUUCUUUUUUUUUUCUUUUUUUUUCUUUUUUUUUCACAAUUACAGUUGUUAUGAGGUGUAAGUAGUUGGCUAUUUCAGAAACUUUACCAUCCAUUUUCUGGCAGACAAUCUCCUAUCUUCAAAACUCAGGUUGAUCUAAAUUUUAUCUGCUGGCUGUAGAAGUAACGUGAAUUUUAAAAUGAAUUCUGACUCAGGCCUGAGGAAUUUUACUUAUUGUGAUGUCUCAGUUUCCCUUCACGGAGGCAUUUUAUUUACUUUACACUUGCUUGAGAGUGAAUUACUUUGUAAAUAAUAAAUUUAUUUCCUUAUAAAUGAACAGUUGAUGUUAGUGGAGCUAUUAACUAUUCAGUGUAGAUCAGGAUGAGGUCAUAAAUAUGUAGGCUGAAUUUGGAUGGUGAUACUGAACUCUACCAUUGCCAUACUUUAAAAUCUUUGAAUUGCACAUAGGUGGAAUAAUCCACAAUGGGGUUUUGUUUUGUUUUUUUUUUUUUACUUUACCAAGGCUCUCCACAGGAACCUUUUCCACAACCCCCAGGUUCUGUAGGAGGGCAGAACACACAAGGAGCUGAAGGGUGAAAGAUUGAGGACCUAAUCAAUUUCUUACAUGUGCAUCCUCAUAAGUUCAGUAAAAUGUUUUUGUAAAAAACAUUUUUUUACAAAGUUCAGUAAAAUUCUAUAAAAUUUUACAAGGGACAAGAAAAAAUAUUUAACUUUUUACAUUCCCGCAGCCUUUUUGCUGUUAUUAAGGGCACAGAUUGAUGUGUGUUUUAAGUUGACACAAGCUUAGAAGUAAAAAAAAAUUGGCUGCAUCCCAGAUAGAAGCAUGUGUCUCUUCAGAGGGUACUUGCAAGGCCUUUCCUGGUUGCUUUUCCUGUGAAAGCCUUCAGUGAACAUUCAAGUGAAAUUCCAGUUCUCAACUAUUCCACAGAAUUCACCAGGGUAAAAUUUUUCUCCCACAGUACUAAUGAUUUUGCU
Messenger RNA from Prinia subflava (tawny-flanked prinia), 16412 nucleotides. It is a transcript of the gene LRP1B, whose product is annotated as LDL receptor related protein 1B. The record is from RefSeq and is a predicted model, not a curated record. Gene Ontology annotation, cellular component: signaling receptor complex; plasma membrane. The coding region runs from base 19 to 13344 and encodes 4441 amino acids. The transcript is spliced from 87 exons. NCBI's taxonomy places the organism in Eukaryota, Metazoa, Chordata, Aves, Passeriformes, Cisticolidae. Gene Ontology annotation, molecular function: low-density lipoprotein particle receptor activity; protein binding; calcium ion binding.